This is a messenger RNA of Haemonchus placei, 570 nucleotides long. NCBI's taxonomy places the organism in Eukaryota, Metazoa, Nematoda, Chromadorea, Rhabditida, Trichostrongylidae. The record is from the annotation of a GenBank genome assembly.
AUGGUGAGAGCGGUAUACUCUAAUCAACGAGCAUUUACUAGCGAAAAUGUCGUUCAGCGAGUAUUGGCUAGGAAUUCUCAAAGAUGCUUCUUUAACUUUGCAUUUUUACGAAAAGAAAAGCGAAACAUUCCGUUUACUAUGUAUGAGAACGGCAUUCCGUUGAUUGGUAGCCAUUCUUAUAACCCUUCUUUUUGUAUUCCUCUAAGAUAUAUGGAUACUCGUCCAACCAUUUGUUGCAAAUCUCCGUAUUGUUCCAAUCGGGUUCCUCCGGUGGUCGUCCAACACGGUCUACUUUUUCGACAGAUUUGCCUGAAAGUUAAGUUAUUCAUAUCAAAAAAACUCCCUUCAAUAAAUAAUGUAAACUUGACAGAAUACCGAAAAGCAGAGGAAAGCCGUUUGGCCUGCUGUUAUCUCCAACUUUAUUCAAAAAGUCCAUUUGAACUGCUCCUAGGUUGUUCUUCAAGAACCGCAGAGUCUUUGGUAAAGAUCUAUAAAAGUACGUCGUCAUUCAAAUACGAAAAGAGGAGGGAUCGUUUAAAACGAGAACAACACAAGUUGCAUGAACCAUAA